UCACUUUACUUCUAACAACCAUUUAUCUCUUUCCCACACCUUGGCAGAGGACGACUCGACUUCUAAACUCUUUGUUCAUAAAAUUAUCCAUCCCUUUCCCUCCCGGAGUUAAUUCCCAAAACAAAACACGACUUCGAGUCGAGUCUCUCUAGUUUUAGAGAUAACCCCGAAAAAACUUUCCGAUUGUAGUAAUGAUUACGCGGUUUAUUUUUACGGAUAAUAUUAUUAUAAACUUGUUUUCAGAACAGUUUGUUUUGCUAGAGAGACCUAAACAGGGAGUGUCUUCCAGUGCCCGUAUAGUUCUGUAACUGGUUCCCGUGUCACAUUCUGGUAGGAAGUGCAGUGUGAUUCGCCCUUCACCAUGGUUCCCCUGAGCGAGGAGCAGCUGCGGUUCUACCGUGACAACGGCUACCUGGUCCUGCCCGGGCUGCUGCCGGCGGAUCUGCUGGACGAGCUCAGCGAGCAGUACGACCGGCUGUUCCAGCGCAAGAACCAGGACAAGAUGGAGAGCUCGUGGGUCGGGCGAGACGAGGAUGACCGGAAGAGUGACAGUCAAUAUACUGUGAAGGGCAUCCACCACCUGCAGUUCCACCACGCGGUGUUCGGGCGCUGGCUGCAGCAGCCGGCGCUGCUGGACGCGCUGCAGCAGCUCAUGCGGACGCCCAACAUCCAGCUGCACCACACCAAGGCGCACUUCAAGCCGCCGGAGAAGGGAGCCGCCUAUCCGAUGCACCAGGACUACCACUACUUCCCGUACGAGCGGGACUCGAUGGUGGCGGCGUUCCUGCACCUGGACGCGGCGGGCCCGGACAACGGCGGGCUGCACGUGUUCCCGGGCAGCCACCGCCUCGGCCCGCUCGAGGACGUGGGGGCCCGGGAGACUGACGGGCAGUUCCAUUAUGUGGACCAGGCCAAGUUCCCUCUCUCCCUCUCCACCCCCGUUAUCGCGGAGCGCGGCGACAUCGUCAUCUUCUCGUACCUGCUGGUCCACGGCAGCAGUGCCAACGAGUCGCCGCGCGGGCGCCGCAUGGUGCUGGCCCAGCUGGCGGACGCGGCGGACCGCCCGCUGGGACCCCAGCCCACACGCCCCGGGCAGGGCUGGAUGCUGCGCGGGGAGAAUGUGGAUAGGGAUGCGAGUAUCAGCAAGCGGUUUGAGCAGUGAUGGGGUUGGUUGUUGGAUUGAUGGGAGUUUGUGGAGUGUGUCGGUGAUUAAGAGUUAUUAUAAUUAUUAAACAGAUUAAUUAAUUAAA
This is a messenger RNA of Plutella xylostella (diamondback moth), 1250 nucleotides long. RefSeq names its product phytanoyl-CoA dioxygenase, peroxisomal. Lineage: Eukaryota; Metazoa; Arthropoda; Insecta; Lepidoptera; Plutellidae. The record is from RefSeq and is a predicted model, not a curated record.